UUUUCACCCCAAAACGCCAUGCCAAUUCCUUGCUUUUUCUUGGGUUUAGAAUAAUCAUGGAACCAAGAAAUCAAACCUUAUAAAACCACAACAAUUUUCAUCGCCAAAUGGCACUGCGACUCUCGGCCAUAGCUUCAUCGACACUCAUACGUCGCCGUUUGCCUCUAGUCGGAGCCUUCUGUGUGCUAACUUUCGGCCUCUCCAAUCUCUCUGUCCCUUUCUCCAAAACGGGUUGUGCUCAAUCCCUCCCCUUUGCCCCUCUCUUCAGAUCAAAGAGUAGAAGUGUUCAUAGUGUGAGAAUGGAAGCUAGCGAUAAGACUGUGCCCAGUAUCGUAGUCUAUGUCACUGUUCCUAACAAAGAAGCUGGUAAGAAAUUGGCUGAAAGCAUAGUCAAGGAAAAACUUGCGGCAUGUGUUAAUCGAGUUCCAGGCGUCGAGUCAGUUUAUGAAUGGGAUGGAAAGAUACAGAGCGAUUCUGAAGAGCUGCUUAUUAUCAAAACUCGGGAAUCUCUCUUGGAAGCUCUCACCGCACAUGUGAAUGCCAACCAUGAAUACGAUGUUCCUGAAGUGAUUGCCUUGCCCAUAGUUGGUGGCAGCCCCCAGUACCUGGAAUGGAUCAAGAACACUACAAGAGAGAAAUGAUUUUGCUUUAAAUAAGAUUGUCUUUCAGUCAUUGUACAAAUUUACUUCCUGUAAUGCUAUUUUCUGCCUUUGAACUGGUUACUAGUACUACGGUGGAUUAAUAAAGUGGCAGAAAAUUUCUCAGUUCCCCA
Molecule: messenger RNA, 772 nt
Organism: Ipomoea nil (Japanese morning glory)
Lineage: Eukaryota; Viridiplantae; Streptophyta; Magnoliopsida; Solanales; Convolvulaceae
Product: protein CutA, chloroplastic
Exons: 6
Coding region: 108-641 (177 amino acids)
Biological process (GO): response to metal ion
Molecular function (GO): copper ion binding
Source: RefSeq, a predicted model, not a curated record